This is a messenger RNA of Mus caroli (Ryukyu mouse), 2832 nucleotides long. It is a transcript of the gene Rmdn2, whose product is annotated as regulator of microtubule dynamics 2. Gene Ontology annotation, cellular component: mitotic spindle pole; spindle microtubule; mitochondrion. NCBI's taxonomy places the organism in Eukaryota, Metazoa, Chordata, Mammalia, Rodentia, Muridae. Gene Ontology annotation, molecular function: microtubule binding. The record is from RefSeq and is a predicted model, not a curated record.
CUCCUGGCACCAUCCUAGAGGAGCCUGCGCCCUGGAGAGGUGGCUUCCUGACCCCGAGCCCAGGCGACCACCGGAGCGGGCACCGCGCCUCUGCUCCCGCCUCAGCCUCGCGCCAACCUUGUUCUCUUUGCGUGCUCCCUAACUAAAAAAGAAAAAGAUUUUGAUUGUCUGCUCUUUUUUUAUACAAACAUGGAAACUAGACUAACAGCACUACUACUAACAUUUGCAAAUAAGUUGAAUACUAAAAGGCUCCAAAUUUAAAUUAUAGAUGAGGGAAUGCAUGAAAGUCUGAUGGAAUACGAGUGUUAGAAUUCAAUAGGAAAGUACUUGCAUCGCUGUAUACAAUAUAGCCCCAAGAACUCCGUCCGAGUGUUGCCUUCCGAAGCUUGAAACUUAAAGCUGAUUUGUAAGGCAUAAUGUUGCUUGACCCUCUUGGCCGUUUUCGUUCCUCUGGUUUAUGGGUUCGAGCUCUUUAUGCCUUCCCCUUAUCCCAAGGACCAGCUGAUGAAUUCGUAUGAAUGUUUCUUAGGAGCUCGUUCUAAACAUUCAAGUUACUUUAAGAACAUUAAUAUCUAGAGGUAAAACUAAGAUAUGAAUGCAAUGUUUUCUUUUAAAAGCAUUGCGUGUCCUAGUUCUCUUGGAAGUCAACAUUUCAUUGUUUCACUAGGUGACUCGCUGCUAAUAACCUUUGGUUGUGUACCAUAUUAAUUUUAGGUCAUUUAUGCAAACAUAAUAGCUAUCCUUUUUCGUCGUAAGUGAUUUAUAACUGGAAAUUUGUAAACUAAUAAUGUUUUGCUUCUGAAAUGCAAACUUGCAUCUUAAAGUGAGUUGUAAAGUCUGCUCAAUAAAUUUUAGUUGCCUUAUCUGUACUCAGGACAAGAGUAUACUACUAUAGGCAAGAGUCUAAAAACAAUAUAAGUAAUUUUAUACAACCUUUUAAAGUACACCGUAGGCAAGCAGAUUCUGAUUUCCAACUUUUGUAGUCUUCCUUGUUCAUCUGUGUCAUAUUUCUGAUUAUUGACACAAAAGCACACACCAAGUUACUUCUUGUUUGUGCCUUACUAUUUUUAUUCAGGGUUUUCAAGUCACUGACAUAGAAGCACAUAGAAGCAUAAAUUCACACACUCUGACCUAUAUGUUUCUAGUGGUGAGACUUUUUUUUUUAAACAAAUGCCAUAUCUAGUGAGUCUAUUCUUUGUUAAUGUUCAUAGUUUGGAUGCCUUAGUUCACCUCUAACCAUCUCUGCUCUGUCAGCAUUCUCUGUCUGUCCUUGCUUGACGCUUUCUCAUUCUGCAUGCCGCUGGCUAGAUGUCUCUAAGAUUUAUGAAACAGGAAGCCAGAGGUAACCUUUCUCACUUCUUGAAUCCGAUAACCCUCUGGGUAGAUUACAGCAGUUUGUCUGAAAAAUAAUAAUGGCACUAUUGUCUUGAACUACUUCAAAGAGAUCAUUUGGAGCUGGUGUAGAACCAAAAAAAGAAAUAAAAGCCCAGAAAUGCCCCAUUCCACAAACAAAGAGCUAAUCCUUGGCAUCAUGGCGGGGACUGCUGGGAUCAGCUUGCUGGCCUUCUGGUACCACAAGGUCCUCAAGCCGAGGACGACCAUGAACUUCCCUAAGCUUUUUUCUCUGGGUAAGAAAUUUGGUUCACUAACUCUGCCAGAGGAAAGCCACAGUGCACAAGGAGCAUCGGUGGUCUUUCAAAGGAGGCAACUCCAGAUCUUGGAAAAGCUAAACGAGCUACUGACCAACAUGGAAGAACUGAAGGAGGAAAUCAGAUUCCUGAAAGAGACAAUUCCAAAGCUGGAGGAAUGUAUACAAGAUGAAUUCAGAGGGAAGGUGACAGUUCAUAAGAUCAGUCCUCAGCACAGAGCGAGGAAAAAGAAGGGGACAACCGUUCAACGCUCAGCAACAAGUAACAGCUCAGAGGAGGCAGAAAGUGAAGGAGGGUAUAUUACAGCUAACACUGACACAGAGGAACAGAACUUCCCGUUCCCCAAGGCUCUUAACACACACAUAGAGGAGCUAAAGUUGGAUGUCCUCCUUCAGAAGGCAGACCAUUUGCGGAUGAAUGAGUCUCACAAAAUGGAGAGUUUUGAGCUACUCUGCGACCACAAGGAGAAGUUUAGUGAAGAAACAGAGUUUCUGUGGCGCCUGGCCCGAGCCUAUGGAGACAUGUAUGACCUAUCUACAAGUACACAAGAAAAGAAGCAUUAUGCUAAUGUUGGAAAAACUUUAGGAGAGAGAGCUAUUACCAGAGCGCCCAUGAAUGGACACUGCCAUCUGUGGUAUGCAGUUUUGUGUGGUUAUGUAUCUGAGUUUGAGGGCUUGCAGAACAAAAUUAACUGUGGACAUCUAUUCAAGAAGCAUCUAGAAAUAGCCAUCCAGCUUUUGCCUGAAGAACCCUUAUUAUAUUACCUCAAGGGAAGAUAUUGUUAUACUGUCUCAAGACUCAGCUGGAUUGAGAAAAAAAUGGCUGCUACUCUGUUCGGAGAAAUACCAUCUUCAACGGUUCAUGAAGCUUUGCACAACUUCCUUAAGACUGAAGAACUGCAACCUGGUUAUUCCAUGUCCAACUAUAUGUAUGCAGCCAAGUGUUAUGUUGAACUUGGGGAACCUCAGGAGGCUUGUAAAUUCUGUAACUUGGCAUUGCUACUGCCUAUUGUCACCAAAGAGGACAAGGAUGCCCAUAAAGAGGUGAAGAAAAUGAUCGGUUCUUUGAAGAGGAAGAAAACUGACAAGAAGAAUGGUAAAAGCCACUGAAAAUGUCAAGUAGAGGAAUGUGGCGAGCUACAGAGACUAAAAAAAAAUAAAUAAAAGUGUAAAACUGUAGUCCU